AAUCGGAAAAAUAUGCCGAUCAAAAAGCCGAUCACGUGACGCAAAUGACAAGCGACCAAUGUGUUGCGAGGUUGCGACCAUGCGACAGAACCUAUACUGGCAAAAAUCUACAGUGCAUCUCGUUUCGACAACAUGACCUCUACUGUCUGGAAUUUCUUCAAAGUGUGUGAGGAAGAUGUGAAAUUUGCCGUGUGCAAUGUAUGCAAAGACAAGGUCUCUCGAGGUGGAAGUAUACCUCGUCAGUUGAACACUAAAUCUCAUGAGACAUCUACGUCGGUUCCAUUCAACUGAAUAUGCCGAGUUUGAGAACCUCAACAAGCCCAAGGCAACAGGUUCAUCCCCAUCCCUUAGUCAGCCGACUGUUAGUGAAAGUUUACAAUGACGUGAACCAUAUAGCAGGGACAGUAAGAAGUGGAAAGACAUCACGACAAAGAUAACGGAGUUCAUUUGCCUUGGCGAACAACCAAUGUCUCUUGUAGAGGAUAAAGCAUUCCGUAGCCUGAUAACCUGCCUCGAUCCUCGUUACGACGCACCAGGCAGGAAAUAUCUAACUGACGUAUGUCUCCCUCAGUUGUACCAAAUUGUGUACAACCACAUUGAAAGCCUUCUGAAGGAUGAUGUAUCCAUUAGUUUCACCAGCGAUAUUUGGAGCGCAGAUUCCUGCCCAAUGUCCAUGCUCAGCUUAACAGCGCACUGUAUUGAUGCUAAAUUUGAGAGGCACAAUGUUGUUCUACACUGCCAGGAGUUCACGGGGUCUCACUCGGCGGAGGCUUUGGUUAAAGCGUAUCGUGGCAUGUUUCAGGCAUGGGGGAUCCAAAGUGAGCGAAUCCACGCCAUUCUGACUGACAACGCAAAAAAAUAUGCAAAAAGCAAUGAGAGACGCAGAUUUGCCGGGCCUGUCAUGUAUGGCUCACACCCUACAGUUGGCGGUACAUGAGGGAAUACUGUCCCAGCGCUCGAUUUCUGACAUUGCAGCGUCAGGAAGACGCAUUGUCGGACAUUUCAAGCACUCCCCCUUGGCAUACGGCAGACUGGAGGACUGUCAGAAGCAACUUGGCCAGCCAGUCAAAAAACUCCACCAAGAUGUAUCAACACGGUGGAACAGCACAUUCUAUAUGCUGCAAAGUCUUGUGGAGCAGAAGCUGGCCCUCGCGUCAUAUGCAGCGGAAUAUGAGUUGCCGUGCAGCUUCACAGUCCAUCAGUGGAAACUGAUCGAAAAUACAAUCACCAUCCUGGCCCCGUUUGAAGAGCUGACCAAAGAAAUCAGCUCCUCAUCUGCGUCCGCUGCGGACGUAAUCCCAUGCGUCAGAGCGCUCACUCGUCUACUGGAAAAAACAGUUGAGACGGAUCAUGGUGUCAAGACGGCGAAAUCAGUGCUACUGGAUGCUGUUCAGCGACGAUUCGCUGACAUCGAUGCACAGAAGUUGUACACAAUUGCUACAAUGCUGGACCCAAGGUACAAGGACCGGUAUUUCCCGGAGGCACUCAGACCAAGGUUCCAUGAACAGCUUCAAAACAUCCUCCAAACAACCAAUCAGCCGGAUCCCACUACAAGCACUGUGGAGCAACCCAGUUCCAGCAAAUCAACUGUCACAACCCCAUCUGCCUGCUCUUUGCAGGCAAUGUUUGAUGAGUUAGUUGAUGAGGUAGCAGGGCACAGUGAGGAGGAAAUUACCAUAAUAUCCCAGGUCAGCCAGUACAUGGCAGAGUCUGUACUGCAGCGCAGUUCAAACCCACUUGCCUACUGGCAGGUGAACGAAACCCGCUUCCCUGCACUUGCAAAGGCAGCAAGAGCAUAUCUUUGCUCACCAUGCACAAGUGUGGAUAGUGAGCGGCUGUUUAGCACAGCUGCAAACAUAAUUGAUGAGAAAAGAAGCCGUCUCACCCCACGAAAUGCAGAGAUGCUCAUAAUGAUCAAAAGAAACCUGCCAUUUAUUACUGGGCGCUGAGGUCGUAGUAGGGCUUUGUCAUAGCAGGCCCUGCAAGUUUUGGUUUUGUGGCCUAUUGUUUAUUUUUAACCAGUAUUUUUUUUUUUUUUUAAACCCUACAUUUUCAAGAAGCACAAGUUUAUGUUGUGAGUUUGUAGCUGCCUGCUUGGCCUUAUUUCUAUGUUCUUUUGAAUAAUGUUGAAUAAUGGCAAUUGGCCUUGGCAACAUUUAUUUUAUUUUUGGAUUAUCAUAAUAGAGAAGUGCCAGUUUUGGUUUUGCCAAUUACUUAAAUGUUUUCAUAGUAUUGAAAGGCUAUGUAAUAUGCCUAUGUUUCUCUUAAUUCAAUCCUAGUAAUAACAGGAGGUCCCCCUGACCCCUCUUUGUUUUAUGUCUCUGCUAUGUAUGGGACAGAUGUUCAGAAAUUCCUUUUAUUUCAUUUUACUUUUACAAAGACCACAAUAAAGGCAUUCUGUACAUUUCUAGGUUUUGACUGUUUCAGUUUUUUAGUCGUUUAAUUUCUGUGAAUGGUUCACUCUCUGCUAGAUGAAAGGCAGAGAAAUUUCCAAUUCCGUCUGGGAUCGGCAGUGAUCGGCAAUCGGGCAGAUCAUGAUUUCGGUGAUCGGUGAUCGGUGAUCGGACCAAAAAAUGCUGAUCGGAGCAC
Messenger RNA from Engraulis encrasicolus (European anchovy), 2589 nucleotides. Its product is annotated as zinc finger BED domain-containing protein 4-like. The record is from RefSeq and is a predicted model, not a curated record. The coding region runs from base 861 to 1949 and encodes 362 amino acids. NCBI's taxonomy places the organism in Eukaryota, Metazoa, Chordata, Actinopteri, Clupeiformes, Engraulidae. The transcript is spliced from 2 exons. Gene Ontology annotation, molecular function: protein dimerization activity.